Cylicocyclus nassatus is the source of this 2237-nucleotide messenger RNA. The record is from the annotation of a GenBank genome assembly. Lineage: Eukaryota; Metazoa; Nematoda; Chromadorea; Rhabditida; Strongylidae.
AGCAUGCCGGACUACCAUCCCGGCCAUGGGCAUCGUGUGGGAAGUGAUCCGAGAGAUCGUUUCAAGUUUCUGCGACCUGAUGAUAGGCCGGACAGAACCCGAAGUGGCCCACUUGUUUUCGAAGAUCGACUGGCUGAACCCUCUGGAUCCACUCAAGAUGUGCUGACAGUGUAUAACAAUCCUUAUGCUUCCUUGAAUAUGAAACAGCAGCGAGCCCGUCUUCCCAUUUACAAGAAUCGCGAUCAUGUCCUGUAUCUGUGCGAAAAGUAUCGAACGGUCAUCAUAAUCGGUGAAACAGGAUGUGGAAAAAGUACGCAGGUACCUCAGUAUCUUAUGGAGGCUGGGUGGGCUAACGAUGGACGAAUGAUUGCUAUAACGCAGCCACGAAGAGUAGCUGUGGUUACGCUGGCGACUCGCGUCGCAGAAGAGAAAGAAACGAUACUUGGGCAAGAUGUCGGGUAUACCGUUCGGUUUGAUGACGUUACAGAUGAUCGUACCAAAAUCAAGUUCAUGACAGAUGGAAUUCUUCUGAGGGAGCUGCUAACAGAUCCUCUGCUAUCAAAGUACAGUGUGAUUAUGAUAGACGAAGCACACGAGAGGACGUGUAAUUCUGAUAUCUUAUUAGGACUCCUUCGGAAAGUGUUGAUAGUACGAUCCGAUCUUCGAAUUAUUGUAUCCUCAGCGACGCUGGAUGCUGAGCUAUUUCGGGAUUUUUUCGAGUUGAAUGACAGCGACGACCAUAGCCGCGAUACAGCGUGUAUCAUGUCAGUGGAAGGACGAACACAUCCUGUCGCCAUUUACCACACAAAAACAGCAGUCCCAGACUACAUCAAGGCUACCGUAGAGACAGUGCUGGACAUUCACAAAAAGGAGAUUCCUGGCGAUGUUUUGGUAUUUAUGACUGGCCAGGACGAGGUAAUACAGGUUUGCGAGAUGCUGUCGGAUGGUGUUGAACGUCUACGAAAUGUGGACAAGUUAUGGAUUGUGCCUUGUUAUGGUGCAUUGUCGCCAAGAGAACAGUUAAAAGCGUUCGACUCUACACCACAUGGCACUAGGAAGGUGGUGGUUGCAACGAAUAUAGCCGAAGCAUCCGUCACUAUUCCCGGAAUAGCUUACGUUGUUGAUUGCGGAUUUGUGAAGCUGCGUGCUAUGAAUCCUGAUAAUGGAAUAGAAACUCUGAUGCGGUUGCCGAUCUCGAAAUCAUCUGCAGAACAAAGAGCCGGACGUGCGGGUCGAAUUCGACCAGGCAAAGCCUACAGAUUAUAUCCUGAAUCUCAGUUUGAGAAAUUGAGCGACGGAACGAUACCCGAAAUUCAGCGUUGCCAUUUAGCACCCAUCGUUUUACAGCUCAAAGCUCUUGGAAUACAGAACGUACACAAGUUUCACUACCUUUCGAGACCGCCAUCAUGGUCUAUGAUCAACGCUCUCGAGCUACUCUACGCGCUGGGUGCCUUGGAUGAAAAAUCUAUGCUCACUAACCCGUUGGGACUCCGCAUGUCUGAGUUUCCUCUACCGCCAAUGCACAGCAAAUGUCUUCUGACAUCAGGUGAUUUUGGAUGCAGCGAAGAGAUUGCGUCCAUCAUCGCCAUGCUGCAAGUUCAAGAUGUGUUUGUACCACCAAUUCGAAAUCGACAGCGAGCUGAGGAGAUUAAGCGACGAUUUGCUGCCGAAGAGGGAGACCACAUAGCAUAUCUUAAUGUUUACACGAUGUUCGUGCAGAAUAAUCGAAGCCGUAAAUGGUGUGGUGACCAUUUUCUCAACUAUCGAGGUCUUUGUCGUGCUGAUAAUGUGCGGCAACAGUUAGUAAGAUUGCUGAGGAGAUUUGGCGUUCCUCUGGUAACAACAAGAGGAGAACCGGGUGGAGCUACAAAAAUUAUUAGAUGCCUUGUAUCCGGUUUCUUUUCUCAAGCAGCAAGGUAUCAUUAUACUGGAAAGUAUGUCACUGUAAAGGAAGAGUUUCCAUUCAAUGUAUACAAAGGGUCUGUGAUAAUGUACAAAAAGGAUUAUCCAAAGUGGGUCAUUUUCACGGAAGCUAUGCAAGACUCCAUCAGAGAUAUCUCGGUAAUUGAACCGCAUUGGCUAUACGAAUUGGCACCUCAUUACUACGAAUUUGGGACUGAUAACGAAGUGGCACGGAAACGAGCAAGAGAAAGUUGAUCUGUAUAGGUAUCUGUCUAUAAUGUCAUGAUGAAAAUUCGAUGUACAAAUCUCAAAAUAAAAUUUAUCAUUCCUUGAAA